GAAACAGCAUCCAUCAUGCCGCCUCGAAUACCGAUCGCCACCUGCCUGCGGGCACAGAGCACACCCCCUUCCACGGCCACGCGAUCUUUCUCCUCCACACCCUGCUCCCAAGCGUCCACAGUCACGCAACGACGGAAACAUCGCGAUCCAUAUGCCAUUGCGCAAGCGCGAGCGAAGAAAGCUGCGAAUUUGAGUAGACAGGAGGUACUGAAGAAGGAGCGGGCCAGCAGUCUAGGCGACCCUGUUCGCGGUCUCACCACGCCUUUCGUACGCUCCUUCGACACUGCCCUCCCUCCCGAGCCCUCGGCAGACACCCCUUCGACGCAAGUCCGGAGUUCGAAGUCACCAUCUGAAGAUGCCAUUGGACCCAAGACGGAGACAGACAAUCACCUCAACUUCUACUUGACCAAAGAGGAAUUGGCUCGCGGGUUAGGGAAGAGCCAAUGGCUGACUACUCCUGCUGCGCAAGACGAGCCAGAAGAAGCCGAGGGAAAAAAGGCCCGAAGAGAUGGCGGGAAAGAGUCGCGCGGACUCGAUGCUGAGAUUAGCGGAAUCCUUGGUGGUGCCAGAGACGCGGAUGCGAACAACCCCGACUGGGAGCGCGCCGCAGAAACGAUGAAGGACUUCACUACCGGCAUGAGUCCAGCAGCUCGGAAGAAGAUAUUGGAGGAGGAACACGCGACCGCGCAGGAGGCAUUGAGACGAAUCUCGAGCUUAGCACUGGGAAGCAGUAAAGAUCGGCUGAGAGUGAACAAGCAGAGAUGCAUAGACGUCUUCGGGCGUCAUAACACGGAGCAGACACUGCCUCCGAAACCAACCUCUGCGGGUGUAACCGGCGGCGAGCAGCAAAAGGUGGAACGUGUUGGAGCAGACACUGGCAGCAGCGAAGUGCAGAUUGCCAUCCUGACCGCUAAGAUUCGUGCCGUUGCAGACUUCCUGGAGACGAGAGGCACGAUGGACAAAGUCAACAAGAGAAACCUCAGAUUACUGGUUCAUCGCAGAGCAAAACUCUUGAAAUAUUUGCGCAGAAAGGAAAGAGGUGGGCCGCGGUGGCAGAACCUGGUUGAGACACUUGGUUUGACCGAUGGAACAUGGAAGGGCGAAAUUACCUUGUAGAAGAUGGAGCAUUUGCAUAGCGCAGGAAAAGCCUCAGAACUGGGCCGGUGAAGAUACAUCAUGUACAGAUAUCCAUGUACUAUUACGACACUCGCCACAACACCAACAGCGCCCAAAGGCAGUUUCAGCAUUGGUGCAUCCUUCCACAGUACUGCCCAAAGCCUCAACAGCACUAUCCAGCAUCUCAAGCAGCAAAAUCGUGAAUCUCGUCGGACUCUGAGAAGGGACAUGUUGUGCAGUGGACCACCAUCCCAUGCCUCGUUGACUGGUGGCGCUCGCGAUCCUGAAAGUCUCCUCUCCAACUGUAACCCACCACUCCAGACAUCGUUGGCAAUCUCCUCUUCAUUUGUAUCCCCGUCAACCAGCAUACCGACUUCCCAUCACCUUCGGAACAACUCGGCAGUCUCACUCCGCCAAUCCGAUGUGCUUACCAGCCCUCUCGCCUCCGUCGGGUCGAGGCGCAGAAUAUCGAUCAUAAACAGCACACAAAGUGCCUGAAUGAAGAAGCCGAAGGACCGGGUUGUUGUUCGCCUGCCAUUAUACGACCUUGUGGAUUCUGAAUCUCCGCAGUAGUUGAGCAGAGAAACCAAUACUGCUGCUUGAAUGAUUCGAGCAAUGAUGGUGGGAAGCACGACAACCAUCGUCUUUUGGCAAUUGCUGAUCCAGGCGAGGAAAAGCGGCAAGAGUAAUUGUGUGAACCCUAUUCUGGGAGCUCGAUCGGAGGUAUCAUGUUCUGGUAGUCGUUUCCGCUUGUAAUCUUCUUCAGCCUGGAGGUUUGGAGUGCAUUCCGUCGUCGUGGUUAUGGCCAUGUUGCUGGAAUCGACUCGCAUAAUAACUUAGGCAGUGUGUUUCUCGAGUCCGAAAUGUAACGUGCAGAGCAGUCCAGUGAUAUUGUUGGUUGAUAACAAAUCAUGUAUCCAGCAUUCGAGACAGCUUAUUGACCGACACUCGUGGUGGUAGAAGAUCCGAGAACAAAGAGAAUAGAAACCCAGUGAUCCUUCUGCAGUAAUAAUAAUCACUGUACUUCUAGUCCCGCAUCGCCACGAGCCCUCGUUACUCAGCCCGACAAGUGCCACAGAAUACCAUGCAAUAUAACCCGAGCAUUCGAUCUCCGACUCCAACUG
Cercospora beticola is the source of this 2240-nucleotide messenger RNA. It is a transcript of the gene MRPS28, whose product is annotated as mitochondrial 37S ribosomal protein uS15m. The record is from RefSeq and is a predicted model, not a curated record. Gene Ontology annotation, cellular component: ribosome. Gene Ontology annotation, biological process: translation. NCBI's taxonomy places the organism in Eukaryota, Fungi, Ascomycota, Dothideomycetes, Mycosphaerellales, Mycosphaerellaceae. Gene Ontology annotation, molecular function: structural constituent of ribosome.